AAGUACCCGCUCUACAUGAUGCAGCUUUACCAGUCACUCAUAACAGGGAAUGUGACAGAUCUCUCUGGUCUAGAACAGCCGGUCCUCCAGGAAUCAGACACUGUCCUGAGUCUCACUGCAAAGAGUUGCACUGAAGUAGGAGGCCGCUGGAUGUUCUCUUUUGAUAUGUCCUCUAUCUCCAGCAGCACUGAAUUGAAGUUGGUGGAGCUCAAAGUUCAUCUCUCUUCCUUUGGAAAGAGACGCAGUAUCACAGUGGAGAUCUACCAUUCCAAGACAGGCCAGGACAAGCUUCUCUUGGGAUCUUUCAGGACUAACCCAUCAGCUUCAAAAGGUGACUCCUGGAAGAUCUUUAACUUAACCAGAUUUCUGCAGAAUUCUAUCCACAAGGGAGAGCCAGCCUCACAUGGAGAAUAUAUUCCUCCAGAAGACAAGUCAAGACUCUCUAGCUUUGCUGGUCAUCAACUCCCACAGUACAAUGCAGAUCUUCUCUCUAGUACAUAUUCUCCAGCAGAGAGAGUGAUGCUGGUUGUGUUUGCCAGGGACAUGCCCUCUUCCGGCCACUUUGGCUCCUCUAGCCUAAUUAAGACUGUACAGUCCUCAAAGUACAUCAUAUCAGAGAAGACAAACAAGGGGGAUGAUCUACGGAGACAUAGGAGAAACUUCAACCCAAAACACAGCAGCAUUCUCAACAGCAUACCAUCAAGUGCACUGGAAGCUGGUGCACCCCUUUGCAGAAGGGUAGACAUGUGGGUGGAAUUUGACAAGAUUGAAUGGGGGAACCACAUUGUGUACCCACGAAAAUACAAUGCCUACAGAUGUGAGGGAGUGUGUCCAAUUCCACUGAAUGAGACCUUCAAGCCAACAAACCAUGCUUUUAUAAAGAGUCUAGUAAAGAUGUAUGAUGUGGAGAAAGUGGAGUGUUCCUCCUGUGUACCGGUGAAGAUGAGUGCACUCUCAAUGCUCUUAUACGAAGAGGACGAUGUGACACUGAAGCACCAUGAAGAUAUGGUGGUGGAGACCUGUGGAUGUAAUUGAGAAGCUAUGCAUUGCUCGUGGAUGUAGAUCAGGCUUUUUCAACCAGUGUGCCGUGUGCGACCAGUUGCAAGGUGUGUCGCAAAGCCAGAGCAGCUUCCUGCACCUUCAGAGUGAACCCGGGCUCUUCUUAGAGGAUUAUUUGUGCUCCGGCCGUGACCUAUGUCUUGAAGACGCGGCGGUGUGAUAUCAUAGGUCACGUCCGCCGCAUCUCACCACCCAGCCAGCCCACCCACCUGCAUACACAUCUUCCAGUUCCUGCCUGCAUACACAGCUUUCCUUGCCCACCCACAUCCACACCUGCCCGACCACCCGCUGCUCAGUAUUCGCAGCACUCCACUGUGAACAACCCCCGCCACUGAGGGACCGUUAGGGGCUAAUAUUUGUUAUUUUAUUUCUCCUGUGGGGAACAAUAGGAUUUAUGUGGGGAGAAUAAGGAUUUAUGGGGGGAACAAUGUGAAUAAUUCAUUUGGGGAGCAAUAGGAUUUAUGUGGGGAGAAAUGUGAUUGAUUUAUGUGUGAGCAACAUGAUUUUGUGGGGAGCAAUGUGAUUGUUUUUUCUGUGUAGGCCAAUGUAUGUGUGGAUUUUUUUUUUUUUACUGUGAGGGCCAAUGUGUGUGUUUUGUUUUUUUUCUGUGGGGAACUUAUGGUGUGCCUUGGCAAUUUUAAAAUAUUGGGGGUCAUUCCGAGUUGAUCGCUCGCUAGCAGAUUUUAGCAGCAUUGCACACGCUAGGCCGCCGCCCUCUGGGAGUGUAUCUUAGCUUAGCAGAAUAGCGAACGAAAGAUUAGCAGAAUUAUGAACAGAAAAUUCUUAGCAGUUUCUGAGUAGCUCCAGACCUACUCACAGAUUGCGAUCAGCUCAGGCCGUUUCGUUCCUGGUUUGAUGUCACAAACACGCCCUGCGUUCGGCCAGCCACUCCCCCGUUUCUCCAGACACUCCCGCGUUUUUUCUUGGCACGCCUGCGUUUUUCCGCACACUCCCAGAAAACGGCCAGUUUCCGCCCAGAAACACCCACUUCCUGUCAAUCACACUCCGAUCACUACAACGAUGAAAAUUCUUCAUUCGGACGUGAGUAAAUCUACUAAGUUUUUUGUUAAAAUACUUAGCGCAUGCGCACUGCGUACCAUGCGCAUUUUAGCCUUAAUCGCUCCGUUGCGAAAAUCGGCAACGAGCGAUCAACUCGGAAUGACCCCCAUUGUUCGGUGUGCCACAAGUAGAAAAAGGUUGAAAAUCACUGAUGUAGAUGGUUGUGGUAUGAAUGUGUAAAUGUAAUUAUUUAUAU
Molecule: messenger RNA, 2314 nt
Organism: Pseudophryne corroboree (corroboree frog)
Lineage: Eukaryota; Metazoa; Chordata; Amphibia; Anura; Myobatrachidae
Product: nodal homolog 2-A-like
Exons: 3
Coding region: 16-1035 (339 amino acids)
Cellular component (GO): extracellular region
Molecular function (GO): cytokine activity; growth factor activity
Source: RefSeq, a predicted model, not a curated record